UAAAAAAAUUACUCUCUAUUUUUUAAUAAAUAAGAACAAUUUUAACUUGUGUUUUAUAUAUAAUUAUGAAUCGGACUGGUGUACUCUUGGAGUAUAUUAUACUGUAGGUAAUCACAGUGAGAUAUCUAUAUCUAGAUUAUGAAUUAAAUCGAGGUUAGAGUAUGAUAUUAUAUCCUAACCUUCGAUUUUUUAUCCCAAACCAGAAGUUCAAUUUAAUCGAAAACAAUAAAUGACCGUUGAGAUUGAUCGAAACUCAUCAAAGUAUAUCUAACGAUUAUAUUACCUCAAAUAUACUAUACUCUGGAGUAUACCACUCUUUACUAUAUAAUAAUAUAUAAUAUUUACCAAAUUAGAAAAUAACUUCCAUCUCAAUUGUCAGUAGAAAGAAAUUGACGGUCAGGGUGAAAUUGAUUUGCCACAGAAAGGACUACGGGAGAUACCAUGGACCUUCCACAAGGAAAUAUUCACCAAGAUGAACAGUGAUUGUGAAAGUUAUAUCGAGCAAGUGAUUAGCGUUUUUUCCGUUUAGCAAGUGAUUAGCGCUUUUUUCGUAUGGAACAAUGCUUUUAUUUUUGGGCAAAAUUUCGCAGCAGACUAGGUUGCGUAGUAUAGCGGGAAUUGGCCAAGUGAAACCACUUCCUCGCAGCAGACUAGAUACCAUGGAACUCUACUGUCACUCCAGGAAUUGGCCAAGUGAAACCACUUCCUAAAGCGUAGUAUAGCGGGUUUGGGUUUAAUUAUCAACCCAGGUCCUAGAUCUGAUGACUACUCAGUGAAUUCUUGUUAUCUAGCAAUGAAACUGGAAUGCAAGUCUAACUAACAAACUAACAAAGCAAGUAAACUGGUUGUAUUCAGGUUAAGAGAGGUCACCCGGAUAUGGUUCCCCCUAGACUGCAGUUAAGCCGGAUUGUAAUUACCAAGUUCAGUUUCUAUGAAGAUUAUACUGCGGAAGGUUCUUAAACAGCCUGAAGUCUCGACUAAAGGUCUUCAGACCCUCUCAAUCUGACUCUCUAGCGGGCGACUAACCUCCACCGGAGUCGACAGAUUGAGGCCCUAAGAACAAAACCUCCACUACCGGAGUAAAUCCGGUACAGAAUAGUGAGUUGGCUCCUCGACUAAAGUCACCAACUCCCUACCUUCAAUCAAGGAUACUCUAUUAACCUAGGCAGAUAUUCUCAUUCUAGGUCAAAGCAGAAACAACAGGAAUUUGAUCAGGAUUCAAGUCAUUCAAUCAUUAAAACCUCAAUCGAAUAUAAUCAAUCACAGAAUCAGUACUUGGGUUCAUACAAUCAAAGCCUAACAUACAAAUCUAGGGUUCUCCAUACCCAGAUGAAUGGGAGAACUACUCCAUAGAGAAGAAAGCAAAAGCAGAAUCAGACACGGAAUUCAUACUGCAAAGGAUGGAUUCCUGCUUCUGGACGUUGAUUGGCACUUCUCCAAGCUCAAACUGGCCUCCAAUGGUGUUGAAGAUCAAUCUAGGGCACUUGGAGACUCUUGUUCGUCGCUUUCUCUCUCUAGAAAUCGCUCUCUUUCUCAAAAACCCGAAUCCUCCCGAAUUGUGGCUGAAAUUCUGCUUAAAAGGAGAAAAUCCCGACUCACACGGCCAGGGUGGCACGGCCGUGCAGCUCACCCAGUUGCCCGUGUGAGUCAAAACGCAUCGUUUCAUUUAGUUCGAAUUCCAGGCUCUUUGCACGGCCAGAAUGGCACGGCCGUGUGGACAUCCCCUCUUGCCCGUGUUUGCUCUAGCAGAAUGUGGCACGGCCAACCCGGCCACCUGCACGGCCGUGUCGAUCCUCUGCUCUGCCCGUGUGUGCUCUCGGCAAAACUCGCACGGCCAGGCCAUUACUUCACACGGCCGUGUGAACAUCAGGGCAGCCCGUGUGGCCUCCUUUGUGACUUGCCACGUGCCCAAUCUUCACCCAAUCGACCCCGAACUCGCUCCUAAACCUUCAUUCACUUGCCAGGACCUGAAAUAUCACAAACAAGCACAACCUAGCGUGAAAUCGGUCUAAAACACGAGAAACCACCUCUCAAACGGUGUAAGAACAGGGGUGAAAACAUGUGUAACUAACGGUCUAUCAGCCGCUCCAAGCAGCAUCCUGCCCACGUGUAGCCUACUUAUUGGGCUUUUUUCAGUUAAUCCUUUUACUGUUAAACCAAUUCAAUUUACUAUAAGCGGAUGGAGACGGAACGGAUAUGUACUUUCCGUUACUUGCUUUUCCUUAUUUUCAAUUGGUAUUAACUUCAAUGAGCAGGUAUCAAAUUUAUAAUACAGUCUGCUUAAUUUUUAUUCACUUCACUUUUAGAUGUAGCUCUUUAUUAGUUCUGAGAAAAAGUGACAACUUUGCAUAGUAGAUUUGAUGUUUAUCACCAUAAUUUUAAAUAAACUAAUUCUCAUAUAAAUAAAUCAUUCAAAAUGAA
Messenger RNA from Linum trigynum, 2421 nucleotides. Lineage: Eukaryota; Viridiplantae; Streptophyta; Magnoliopsida; Malpighiales; Linaceae. The record is from the annotation of a GenBank genome assembly.